CAAGGCUCCGGCACCGGACCGUCCAGCGGCAGUAGACAUGGGUGUUUUGGUGCAAACAGUCGUUUUCCUGGUGGCUGCUGCUCUUGCGGUGGGUACACCGUUCGUCAAUGACCUUCUUCCUGGACAAGAAUGGCCACCACGAAGCUCAGUUAAACAACCAUCCGAUCUAGUGCUUACUGAACCCCAAGAAGCAAUUACUAAAGAGUCCUUGCAAAAUGUUGACAAUGCUGCAGAAAACAUAGUUGUGAUAGAAGCAGAAAAAGAAGCAGCAGAAAAGCAGAAAGAUGUGGAAGAAACUUCUAACGUUGACGACGGUGGAGUUCCUGAACCUGAUAUUGUUGCUACUAAAGCAGUAAGCGAAAAUAAUGAAAAACCACAAAAGGUAGACUACACUGGCGCCCAAGUUUGGAAAGUGCCUACAGAUAAAACCGGAGUACGUGUAGUUCUUUCACGAUUGAGGCGUAGAAACUUAAUCUCGCCAUGGGGGAGCAACGGUACUGCCAUCGACGUAUUGGUUAAACCUAACGUCAUUGCAAAUGUUACUCAAAUAUUGAAAAGAGAAAAUAUUUCAUUUACUGUAUCCAUUGAAAACUUACAAAAAAUGAUCGAUGAAGAAAACCCACCCUUAGAUGAAGCUGAAGCAGAACUUCAAGAUAGACGUGGACAUCGCAUGAACUGGAAACAAUAUCAUCGUUUGGAAGAUAUCUAUGGAUUUAUGGACUACCUCGCCAAAACCUACCCUGCUAUCGUUAGCGUCAAUACAAUCGGAAAAUCAUAUGAAGGACGAGAUUUAAAGGUUCUCCGCAUUUCGGACGGUAAAGCGACAAACAAAGCUGUAUUUAUUGACGGAGGAAUCCAUGCGCGUGAGUGGAUCAGCCCCGCAACCGUUACCUAUUUCAUUAACCAAUUCGCCGAAAACUUCGAUGUCGAAUCUGAUGACAUCAAAAAUAUUGACUGGUAUUUCUUGCCCGUAGUAAACCCUGAUGGUUACGAAUUCACUCACGAAGGUGAUCGGCUUUGGCGUAAAAACAGACGGAUUCCAUUAACUGGCAGAGCUUGCUCUGGAAUUGACUUAAAUAGAAACUUUGGAUAUAGAUGGGGCGGUAAAGGUACCUCUAGUAAUCCUUGCAGUGACAUCUACCGCGGAACUAGGGCAUUUUCUGAACCAGAAUCAAAGGCUUUAUCAGAAUUCAUUACAAAAAGUGCUGCAAAGUUUUCAGCAUAUUUGACAUAUCACAGUUAUGGACAGUAUCUACUUUAUCCAUGGGGUUAUGACAAUGUUGUCCCCCCUGAUUACAAGGAUCUCAAUAUUGUUGGGCAAAGAAUGGCAGAGGCAAUAGCAGGCACCAGCGGCUACAAAUACCAAGUGGGAUCAUCAAGUAAACUUCUUUACCCAGCAGCAGGAGGCUCAGACGAUUGGGCUAAGGCACAAGGCAUCAAGUAUGCAUAUACAAUAGAACUUUCUGACACUGGACGGUAUGGCUUUGUGCUGCCAACAACCUUCAUAGAACCAGUGGCCAAGGGAUCUCUAGCUGGUCUAAGAGUACUAGCAGCACAGAUUAACAAAGAGUGAUAUUAAAUAAUACCGAAUUUAAAUGCCAUUAUAUUGUACUGAGUUG
This is a messenger RNA of Chilo suppressalis (striped riceborer), 1619 nucleotides long. NCBI's taxonomy places the organism in Eukaryota, Metazoa, Arthropoda, Insecta, Lepidoptera, Crambidae. The record is from the annotation of a GenBank genome assembly.